AGGGGGAUGGUGUCUAGUGUUGUUGGUCAGUGUGUGUCUGUGAGCAGAGUGUCACCCAGGCAGUGUGAUGGUGGACAGACCGGACGACGACGACGUUAUCGUCCUGGCCAGCUUCAACAUCCACCGCAGCCAAGGUCGUCGGGCGCGCAGGAGGAACUUCAUCACCAUAUCAGAUGACUCUGACGAGGAGCCGGUUCCUCUGGACCCCAACAGUCCUGUCCUGGUUUCUGACAAACCUGACGAUGACGAUGAUGUCAGCAUACUAGAGCCCCUGAAUCCUGCCCGGCGACAUGUGAUUCGUCCAGCAGCACUGUGGGGUGUGGCCUCUGAAGGCGAUGGACCAAUCAUAGAGCUAAAAGAGGUUGACGGUCAUCGGACUGCACCCCUUCCAUCCACCUCACAGUCCAGAGACCGAGACGCCUCCGCCCCAUCCAGCUCACAGUCCAGAGACCGAGACGCCUCGGCCCCAUCCACCUCGCAGUCCAGAGACCGAGACGCCUCCGCCUCAUCCACUUCACAGUACAGAGACACUUCCGCCCCAUCCACCUCACAGUACAGAGACCGAGACGCCCCAUCCACCUCACAGUACAGAGACCGAGACGCCUCGGCCCCAUCCACCUCACAGUACAGAGACACCUCCGCCCCAUCCACCUCACAGUACAGAGACCGAGACGCCUCGGCCCCAUCCACCUCACAGUACAGAGACGCCUCGGCCCCAUCCACCUCACAGUACAGAGACGCCUCGGCCCCAUCCACCUCACAGUACAGAGACCGAGACGCCUCCGCCCCAUCCACCUCACAGUACAGAGACCGAGACGCCUCCGCCCCAUCCACCUCACAGUACAGAGACCGAGACGCCUCCGCCCCAUCCACCUCACAGUACAGAGACCGAGACGCCUCGGCCCCAUCCACCUCACAGUACAGAGACGCCUCGGCCCCAUCCACCUCACAGUACAGAGACACCUCCGCCCCAUCCACCUCACAGUACAGAGACACCUCCACCCCAUCCACCUCACAGUACAGAGACACCUCCGCCCCAUCCACCUCACAGUACAGAGACGGAGACGCCUCCGCCCCAUCCACCUCACAGUACAGAGACCGAGACGCCUCGGCCCCAUCCACCUCACAGUACAGAGACACCUCCGCCCCAUCCACCUCACAGUACAGAGACGGAGACGCCUCCGCCCCAUCCACCUCGCAGUACAGAGACCCCUCCGCCCCAUCCACCUCGCAGUACAGAGACACCUCCGCCCCAUCCACCUCACAGUACAAAGACACCUCCGCCCCAUCCACCUCACAGUACAGAGACCGAGACGCCUCCGCCCCAUCCACCUCACAGUACAGAGACCGAGACGCCUCGGCCCCAUCCACCUCACAGUACAGAGACACCUUCGCCCCAUCCACCUCACAGUACAGAGACCGAGACGCCUCGGCCCCAUCCACCUCACAGUACAGAGACACCUUCGCCCCAUCCACCUCACAGUACAGAGACCGAGACACCUCCGCCCCAUCCACCUCACAAUACAGAGACACCUCCGCCCCAUCCACCUCAACCCAGACCAGACAUCAACCCUUCACCAGGCCUGUCCUGCAGGAGGUCAAGUUAGUUUUGCUCCCUCAGGUUCAGCCCCCUGCACCUCCUCAGCCCCAUGCCCGGCCCCGAUCCCCCCAACAGCAGCUCCACCCUGGACCCCUCAACCAGCCUCCCCUUUCCCCCCAGGCUCUCCUCCUAACCCAAGCCUUCCAGAUCCAACAACCCAAAUCCCUUCAUCCCCAACCUGUUCCCCAGGUCGCUCCCCAGCCCGUGCCUGCUCCCCAGCGGUGUCCUGCGGGCCCCUGUGGCGUCCCUGCGCCCGCCGUGCUGAUAGCUGCUGCCCCCCAGCGGUGUCCUGCGGGCCCCUGUGGCGUCCCUGCCCCCGCCGUGCUGAUAGCUGCUGCCCCCGAGCGUCUGGGUCUCCCAGAGACCGGCCAUCGCAUCACCCUGGGCAGCCAGACUCUUGGGGGCCUUAACCCCCAGUCCGGAGGCCCGCUGCUGACACACGACCGCCCUCUGUCCCUGGAGCCACAGGUGGUAGUUGUGGUCAACCGGCCGGCCACUCAACCUCCCCUCCCCAUCCCGGCUCUCGCUGUUCCCCUGAACCCUAACCCCAUAGUCCCAGCCCCUGUCGUCCCCAGGACAGUCGAGGAUAGGGCAGGUCCCUCAGAAGACCAACAGGAAGUCCAGGGACCAGAGACACCUCAGCUGCAGCCCCACGUCAGAGCACUGGUCAGAGGAGUGGUGGAUCUGUUUCCUGAUGUCCAGGAGAACUAUGUAGCAGAACUGAUCCAGACCAAUGACCUGAAAGACCUCAAUGUUAUCUGUAACAUGUUGCUGGAGAACCCAGCCUUCCCUCAGAGAGAGAGUUCAGCCGCCGCGGCUCAGAGCAGCAUGCUACUGGAACCCUGCAACGACAACUCACAGUCUGUAGAGGACCUGUUUGACUACGGGUCGUUAGGUCAGGUGGGUUCUGAGGCGGCGAUGCAGGCAGCUGACCUCUUGAUGGGAGACUUCAGGAUGAUUUCCUGUCAGGACAUCAAAUGGAGCCUCAACGCCAUGAAGGGGCACUACGCAAUCACACGCAAGGCCUUAUGUGAAGCGGUGAAGCAGUUUCAAGACUCUGAGUCGUUAGAGAAGAGACGACCCAGGAGACAGACUGCAGAACGCUGCUAUAUAGACUUCAAGUAUCAGCAUGGUUCGGUGAAGUUGGAGAGGAGGAUGUACUUCCUGGAGAAGAACCGUCGCGGCUGCAGGACGUACGGAGCGGCUCUGGACCCCUCGCUACAGAGGGAGAUCACCUUCUAUCAGCAGAAAGCCAAGGAGCAUGCUGAGCAUGAAGACUUCCUGCUGGCUCUGCAGGUUAAUGAGGAGGAGUAUGAGAAGGACGGACAGCUGAUAGAGUGUGGGUGUUGCUGUGGGGACUUUGCCUUCGAGAAGAUGACCCAGUGUUCAGAUGGACAUCUCUUCUGUAAAGAAUGUCUGGUUAAAUAUGCCGAGGAGGCCGUGUUCGGGUCGGGACAGUCCUCUCUCAGCUGUAUGGAAGCAGGCUGUCCCUGUUCCUUCCCGGUGUGCGAGUUGGAAAAGGUUUUACCGGACACGGUGUUGUGUAAAUACUACGAGAGACAAGCUGAAGAGGCCGUGGCCGCCACCUGCGCCGACGAACUAGUACGUUGUCCGUCCUGUAACUUCCCAGCGUUGUUGGAUAAAGGAGUGUCGCUGUUCAGCUGUCCCAACCCUCGCUGUCGGAAGGAGAGCUGCAGGAAGUGCCGUGUCCAGUGGAAGGAGCAUGCUGGGAAGUCAUGUGACCAGGUCAUGGAACGAGAUGAGAUACGCAUGAGGGUGGCCUUUGAGGAGCGGAUGACAGCAGCUCUGGUCAGGAAGUGUGUGAAGUGUGGAACAGGUCUGGUGUUGGGCGCUUACUGGGGCCCUAACUAGGGCACUAACUAGGGUCCUAACUAGGGCACUAACUAGGGUCCUAACUAGGGCACUAACUAGGGCACUAACUAG
Messenger RNA from Oncorhynchus gorbuscha (pink salmon), 3544 nucleotides. Its product is annotated as mucin-5AC-like. NCBI's taxonomy places the organism in Eukaryota, Metazoa, Chordata, Actinopteri, Salmoniformes, Salmonidae. The record is from RefSeq and is a predicted model, not a curated record. The transcript has 14 exons. Bases 68 to 3472 code for a protein of 1134 amino acids.